ACAAAUAUAUAUUAAAUUGAAUUGAAUUAAAUAGGAGAUUCAGGGAUCUUUGAAGUAUCAAUAUUAUAUGGAUACCUCCACAUGCCAUGGAUACCUGAAACGCACGUGAUUUCGGAACAACAGUGGUGUACUGUAAUAUGCAUUCCUAUUCUCACUGAUGUUUGAAAACAUUCCUUUUAGUGUAAUUAGCUACCAUAUUUACUGCAGUGCUUUCAUCCGGGCAUUUUAAGCGGUUCGUCUCGAAGAUCAACAAACCAGACAUGGCAUCAUAUGGUAAGAAGACAACUUUAGCGGGAGGUGGAGCUCGCAAGAAGGGCGGACCCAAACCAGAACUGACAGAUGAACAGAGACAGGAAAUCCGAGAAGCUUUCGAUUUGUUUGACACAGAUGGCUCUGGUACAAUAGAUGCUAAGGAAUUAAAGGUAGCAAUGAGGGCUCUUGGGUUUGAACCAAAGAAAGAAGAAAUCAAGAAGAUGAUAGCUGAUAUUGACAAAGAAGGAUCUGGUACUAUUGACUACAAUGACUUCCAAAAUAUCAUGACACAAAAAAUGAGUGAAAAAGAUUUAAAAGAAGAAAUUCAGAAAGCUUUUCGGCUGUUUGAUGAUGAUGACACAGGCAAGAUCUCUUUCAAGAACUUGAAGAGGGUGUCCAAAGAAUUAGGAGAAAAUCUAACAGAUGAAGAACUUCAAGAAAUGAUUGAUGAAGCAGAUCGGGAUGGAGAUGGUGAAAUCAAUGAACAAGAAUUCCUGAAGAUCAUGAAGAAAACAAGUCUUUACUAACCACCACUAGACUGUUCAAUCUCAAACAUUCAAAGCCACAUUCUCAUUGGUUGUGUGGGACCACAGAAAGGCACCAAGUUGAAUGAGUGAGAAUUCUUUCUUGUUUUGAGUGAAUGGAUGAAUGAAAAAGAGGAGUGGGUGAUAAACUGUAGAUUAUUUAUGCAUUACAGGUGAAAAUUCAGAUAUUUAUUGUGAAUAGAGUGACAAUAAUGAACAGCCCUUUCAAUGUUUUACAUUUAAUGUUUCAGACAAUCCAAAGUACCUCAAUAGUUCCAACAUUGUGCUCCUUUGUUCUCAUUUCAGUUUUUGUUAUGAUAGGUAUUUUGUCUUCUGUUUUAUGCUAGAAAAAAACAUCAAUUGAAGAGAGUGUUCAAUAGAAUUUCUUGAAUAACUUAUAUGCUGAACACUGAUAAUUAAAAUCUGACAUUAUAUGUAUAUAUGUGUGUGUACAAUAUUUAGAUCUGAUUCAGAGAAGCAUUUAUCUCCGUCUGUUUUAGUUGUUUGUUUUGUGAACUCGUAGUAAUUUUUGAAAUAUCAGAUAUUGCCAUGAAAUAAACUAUUUAAUGCCUCCA
Ostrea edulis (European flat oyster) is the source of this 1351-nucleotide messenger RNA. RefSeq lists its product as uncharacterized. Gene Ontology annotation, biological process: centriole replication; mitotic cell cycle. Gene Ontology annotation, molecular function: calcium ion binding. Gene Ontology annotation, cellular component: centriole; centrosome. The transcript is spliced from 5 exons. The record is from RefSeq and is a predicted model, not a curated record. Lineage: Eukaryota; Metazoa; Mollusca; Bivalvia; Ostreida; Ostreidae. Bases 261 to 779 code for a protein of 172 amino acids.